AUGCGUCAAAUUACGUUUAUUGGCACGGCGCUCAGUUUAUUACAGUUAUGCAGUGCUAUAACAAUUCAAAAACCUUCAAGAGAAUCAUUGUGGUUUUCUCAAAGUCCAGAGGUUUUGGAUUGGUCUGUUGAAAGCACAGAUCCAUCGGAAGCACAUGUUUACGUUGUCAAUGAAAAAGUAAAUCCUGCAGUUAAUCAGUAUGCAAUGACUAUUGACACAUCUAAAAAGGAUGCAACUCUUCCACCUCUUGAGCUUACGCCUGGUUCAGGUUAUCGAGUCAACCUCGUUUCUCCUGUCGAUAGUUCCUUUGUUUAUGCCCAAUCGGAAACUUUUACCGUAAUGGAUAAGAAAGGAAUAAAGAGUCCCCUUGAUGAUGAUGCCUUGCGUGCUAAUGCAGUUCCACAAUUAAAGACGAAUACAUCGAAUACGGGCAAUUGGACUAUGGCACCUGCCUUCCAACCAUCAUCGACUCCUUCUAGCUCCACUGUUGAAACUACUAGUCCUAAUUUCAAUACCACUUCUGUGGUCGUUUAUACUACUAGUCCCUCCGUUGCAGUUACCACUUCUCCUAAGAGCACUGUUACAUCUGGUCCUUAUUACGCUAAUUCAUCUUCGCCCUUGUCAACGACAUCUACUCCUAUUUUUACCAACUCUACUUCUACUACUGUGGUGUCUUCACCUACAAAUAACGCAGCAACUCCCAAUACUUCCACAACUACAAGCUCCCCGUUGGUCACUUCUAACUUGAAUGUUACUUCUAUACAUCGCUCUACUACUUUUGUGCCUUCUGUCACUAAUAGCCCUGCUGCUUUAAAUUCUUCUGCAAACCCUUCCUCGCCCGCGAUUACUUCUUCCAAUGUUCCAUCUACUCCUAUUAGUAGCAACUCUUCGGUCUUGACUGUGCCUGCGUCUUCUACAUACCAGAGUUCUGUUCCUCCCUAUACAAAUACUUCUGUCACUACGACACCUUCUUCCAUUAGACCCAAUACUGUUCCUCCCUAUACAAAUACUUCUGUCACUACGACACCUUCUUCCGUUAGACCCAAUACUGUUCCUCCCUAUACAAAUACUUCUGUCACUACGACACCUUCUUCCGUUAGACCCAAUACUGCUCUUCCCUAUACAAAUACUUCUGUCAUCAAUGCACCUUCUUCUGUGAGAACAGGUACUGUUCCUCCCUUUACAAACUCUUCCGUUACCGCUACACCUUCUCCUGUUAGACCAGGUACUGUUCCUCCUUACACGAAUUCUUCCACCAUCGCUACACCUUCUUCUGUUAGACCCAGUACUCUUUCUCCUACCACAAACUCCUCCGCAGUAGCCACUGCUUCUUUGGCUCCUAAUGGUACAAUUUCUGUUACAACUGAAACUGUUCAAAACACUGGUGCUACUUGCCCUGCCGCCGUUACUGUAACCGUAACUACUCCUAGUUACAUUCCCACCUCUUCCACUCCCUCCAUGACUUUACCACCUGCUGUUUCCAGACCCUCUGAUGCUUCUUAUUCCGAUCCCAGCGAGACUACAUCAUCUGCAGGUGAAAGUGCAGUAGCACCUUCCUCUACUCAAUCUUUGCAUACCUCAGUUGUAUCAUCUUCUAAGGCGGCACCUUCUUCAUCUGGUAGGAGUGCAUCAAAGAGUGUUCCUAGCUCUGCCUCCAGAACCUCCAGCGCUAGCUAUGUUUCUCUUCUUUUCGCCUUGACAUUGAUAGUCGUCCUUUUCUAA
Messenger RNA from Schizosaccharomyces octosporus yFS286, 1722 nucleotides. RefSeq lists its product as uncharacterized. The record is from RefSeq and is a predicted model, not a curated record. Lineage: Eukaryota; Fungi; Ascomycota; Schizosaccharomycetes; Schizosaccharomycetales; Schizosaccharomycetaceae. The coding region runs from base 1 to 1722 and encodes 573 amino acids. The transcript has a single exon.